AUGUCAGACCCCACUGCAGCCCAACAAGAGUUCUCUCGUCUUGUUAGCAAUACUUCAUCAGACGAUCACAUUCACCCAGAAGACCGUGAAGAAGCAAGGUUCAACCGCCACGAAGAUCUCACCGAGGAAGACGAAUACCGCAACGGUCAAAUCGACGCAGCUAUGAGGAUCCCCGCUUUCGACAGGCUCAACGGCGGUGCGGCCGCUGCCGAGAUCAAGCUUCCUCCUGUUAGCUUCGACUCGGGUCGCUCCACUGGUGUCAAGGGUGUCAUUGCCGACGCGAGGUCCUACGAGAUGGCCAAGAAGCAGAGGUUCAUGAGCGCCGUCCGCACAGCCCGCCGCUCCAUGUUCGGCACCGAUUCUACCCGGGCCAACCAACAACCAAAGUAUAACUCUGGAGAGAGUGAAACGGAUGGCGAGCUCAGCGGCAGCGACGAGGAGUCCUUCCUUCAGCAAUGGCGCGAAUCGCGCCGCCGUGAGCUUGAGAGCGAGAACAGCCGCGCACCCCGCACUCGCAGGACCAGCCCCAGCGCUCGUAUAUAUGGCCGCUUCGACGAAGUCGACGCUCUUGGCUACCUAGACGCCAUCGAGAAGGUUGGCCGUGACACUAUUGUCGUUGUCUUUGUCUAUGAUCAUGAGUGCCCUGUGUCCUCUGAGAUCGAGCGUGCUCUCAUUCCACUUGUAUCGCGGCAUACCGCGGUGCACUUCGUCAAGGUCCACUACGAGGAGAUUGAAUUUGAUAACGCUGGUGUCCCGGCUGUUCUCGCCUACAAGAACCAGGGAGAUCUUUUCGCCAACCUCACGGGAAUUAUUGAGAUGAUACCCGAUGAUGAUUCUUUUGGUACGGACUCGCUACAAUCUCUCUUCAGGAAGCACGAUAUCUUGGAGUAA
Messenger RNA from Parascedosporium putredinis, 891 nucleotides. NCBI's taxonomy places the organism in Eukaryota, Fungi, Ascomycota, Sordariomycetes, Microascales, Microascaceae. The record is from the annotation of a GenBank genome assembly.